Messenger RNA from Drosophila bipectinata, 1403 nucleotides. It is a transcript of the gene Nprl2, whose product is annotated as Nitrogen permease regulator-like 2. Gene Ontology annotation, cellular component: vacuolar membrane; GATOR1 complex. Gene Ontology annotation, molecular function: GTPase activator activity. The record is from RefSeq and is a predicted model, not a curated record. Lineage: Eukaryota; Metazoa; Arthropoda; Insecta; Diptera; Drosophilidae. Gene Ontology annotation, biological process: positive regulation of autophagy; negative regulation of TORC1 signaling; cellular response to amino acid starvation.
CUGACCGAUGAGCAAGAACUUUAAGGCGGAAUCCACUAAGAUUUGAGGAUCGAGGCGCUGUCGGAUUUAAAAAUGCGGUGAUAGCAACAGUCAAAAUGCACUCCCACACCAACGAGGCGACAGCCACCAGCACCAGCGGCGGCGGAGGUGGCGGCACGGCCGGCGGAACAGGAGCGGCGGGAGGAGUCGCCGCAACUGGAACUUCCGGAGGCGGCAGCACCGAGGGCAAGAUCCGAUGUAUAUUCCUCAGCGAGUUCCAUGCCACAGCGGGCUGCAAGAUAAGCUGCCAGGUGCCCGAAAACUACAUCUCCAAGGACGUGUUUGACGCCAUCAAUGUAUACAUUAUACCCAAGCAGCAUCUGCAGCGCUGCAUCCUCACCGUUAACGCCAUGGAUGUGAAGAUCGUGGGUUAUCCGGUGGGUAUCCAGGAUCAGCAGAAGUAUCCCCGCAAUGCCUUCCUCUUCAAUCUUUGCUUCGUUUGCGACUCCCGGGCAAGGAGUGUUCAGUACGAGCCGGUGGUGAAGAAGUUAUCCGAGUACCUUAUCAUGAUGGAGGAGGAGUCCUGCUUCCUGUCGCGCGAGGACGACAAGCGACGGCUGCAGAACAUCUUUGAGACUGUGCUGCGCGAUCUAAAUGAACGCAAGGUGGCGACCAUUGUCGAGGGCGACAAUACCAUAUACCUGAAAAUCGUUAUGCACAAGCCGGAUCCGCCGCCGGUUAAGGAUCACAUGGUGCCCCUGCUACUGGCCAACCUCAGGGAUGCACCGCUGGACAAUUGGGAUCUGACCACGCAACAGAUUCUUCCCUACAUCAAUGGCAUUAAUCAUGUGGCGCGGAUCGCUGCCGAGGCCGAUGUGGAAACGGAUCUGGUCAAGUCCUGCAUCCAGAAUCUGGUCUACUACGGCGUCGUACAACUGCUGCCCAUCCUGAAGUACAGCAACGUGUACAUGACCCAAAACCUGAAGCACCUUAUCCAGAGCGCUGCGCUAAGCGGAGCGUGCCGCACAUAUGUGGCCUUGCGGCCCGACAAGACGCUGCCCAGCGUCCAGCGCAUCUUCCAGUUCUACGCCUCGAUGACGCACGGCGUCACCUUGCGUGCGAUCUGCCAGCGCCUGUGUCCGCAGCAGCAUAACAUCGAUGAACGGCGUAUGGUGAUCUUUGGACUGCAACAUCGCUUCAUUCGUUGCAUCCACAAGUAUCCGGUGUUUACCGGUUCGGUGCCGUCGGGGCGGCAGAAGAUGUACACCGGCCUGAUCAGUUUCGAUGAGAUCUGCUGCAAGACGGGCCUGUCGCCCUGCACCAUCGAGCGGGACAUCGAGAAGGACACGAAUGUGACUGUGAUCUGGAAGUGACUGGGAAUGGGACCGGGACCGGGCUAGCCGGCAAUCGGCUUGUUGUAGUUU